This is a messenger RNA of Acanthochromis polyacanthus (spiny chromis), 1496 nucleotides long. It is a transcript of the gene dctn5, whose product is annotated as dynactin 5. The record is from RefSeq and is a predicted model, not a curated record. The transcript has 6 exons. NCBI's taxonomy places the organism in Eukaryota, Metazoa, Chordata, Actinopteri, Pomacentridae. Bases 135 to 683 code for a protein of 182 amino acids.
GCCGAUAAACCUGAACGAGAAGAAGAAGCAAAGCCGGCGCUGACUGCUGAGAUCAGAGCAAAAACAUAUAGAUGCUGUAGACCAUAUUAGCGAAUAAUAAUCAUUAACUGUGAUACUUCACCCAAUUUUCAGCCAUGGAGUUGUCAGAAAUAUUGUACAACAAAGCGGAAUACAUUGAGACGGCUUCUGGCAACAAAGUGAGUAGACAGUCGGUGCUGUGCGGGAGUCAGAAUAUCGUCCUCAAUGGCAAAACUAUUGUAAUGAAUGACUGCAUUAUCAGGGGAGAUCUGGCUAAUGUCAGGGUGGGGAGACACUGUGUGGUGAAGAGCCGGAGUGUUAUUCGACCACCUUUCAAAAAGUUCAGCAAAGGAGUGGCAUUCUUCCCGCUACACAUCGGAGACCACGUCUUCAUUGAGGAGGACUGUGUGGUCAACGCAGCACAGAUUGGUUCCUACGUCCACAUUGGCAAGAACUGUGUAAUAGGUCGUCGGUGUGUGUUGAAGGACUGCUGCAAGAUCUUAGACAACACCGUGCUUCCUCCAGAGACAGUGGUGCCUCCUUUCACCGUCUUCUCCGGAUGUCCAGGCCUGUUUUCAGGAGAGCUCCCAGAGUGCACACAGGACCUGAUGAUCGAUGUAACUAAGAGCUACUACCAGAAGUUCCUGCCCCUCAGCCAGAUCUGAAUCCGAAACAUCCCAAACCCGCGAGCAUCCUGUGUCCAGUCAGCUGCAGCCAGACAUCGGAGACUCUCGUUAGAUGCAAACGGACUCUGACAGCUCACCUUCUAUCCUCACUGCCCCAAGAAAAUAAUCUGGUUUGAGUCCUUAGAUUAUUCUAGUAAUAGAGUUUAAGAUACACAGCUACAGUGCAAGUCUGCAGCUACAAAUUGCAGAGAGAAUCCAGAAAUACUGUAAAGAUGUAUCGUUUUUCCACACUACAGUCUAAUAAUCUUGAAUCAAACUUUUCCCUAUUUAAUGUAGUCUGCUUGUGUCGGGGAGAAACCCAGGGAUCUCUGCGUGGCCGCUGAUAAUCAGUUUCUGCUCUGUGACUCUCUGACAGCAGCUACAGGUGACGAUGAAGAGGUGGAGGCACAGUGAAGGAUGUGGGAACACAGCUUGUAAUGUUUUACACCCACGGACCAAAACAGCAGCAACAGUACUUUGAGGAUGUUGGCUUUUCAUGUGCAUCAUUCAUGUCCACGGUCCAUUCAUACGACAGAGUAGCACCCUCGAUAAAGAAAGAUACUCUGUUGUUGUUUUUUUUUUUUUUUUUAACGUUAAACGUGUGCUUGCUUUUUGUCAAAGUAUUGUUAAAUUGUCAAAGUAUUUAAUUUUGAGUGGAGGUUUUAUUAAAUGGUGUUUCAUACAAACACUGUUAAUUUCAAUGUUGUCAUUGCAGGACAGACCACUGUGCUUUGCUUCUGUCCUUUUCUGAAUACAUAGCAGCCGACAUCUGAAAUACCGAAGCAUAUAAAUAAAUGUCAUUGCUUGAAAAUA